AUGGCGGCUGACUAUUACCGUGCCAGCCACUCCACGUCCUCAGGCGAAGCCGCGAUGCCUCCUAAGCGCAAGAGCCGUUUUGACAACCCGUCGACGUCCAGCAGUGCCGCUCCGGUGCCACCUGCUCCGAAGGUGUCAAACUUUUCUGAGCAUCGACCGCAAGCUUUGAGAUACCAAGGGGCUCCUGCUACCGCCAGUUCGUCAUUGCCAUCGAGAUCUGGAUUUUCCGAGCAAAGAACAUUUCACGAGUAUCGAAGGUCUGAUGAUCACGUGCCGCCGCCGCCUCCCUGGCCUAGUUCUGACAACGUAGUCGCAGCUUCGGGGGCCCGAGAGCGGGGUGGUCGAGCGUCUGAAGAUUCUGCUCCGACAGCACCGCCCAGCGCGUUAGAGACGUGUAACGUAGGUGUCCUCGCGUUUUUCUGGUCGAAGAUGCAACGGGAUAACGGCGCGGCUGAGUUCGGGCCGUACGUGCCGUUGCCGGUGGACACGGUUGUUCCCGAGUACACCCCUCCUGAGUCUAUAUCUGACAUCGCGAGCACGCGCGUGUCAGACUUCUACGAUGAGCUGGAGGAGCUUUUCGAGUGCUUCGGUGGCCGAGUGUUGCCGGAUGACCCCAGCUACGACUACUCUAGGAGGAAGCUGCUGAAUGUCAACAAGUAUCGGGCCAUACCUAUGACGUUGGUUUCAGACCAGGAAGCUUUGCGGCAAUGGGCGGGCGAUAGUGCCGCUGGGUUUUCUAACAGAAGCGGGGGAUUCUCCAAUUUCACGCCGGCUCCGCCUCGUACGUUUCAACCCGUCCCCGACUCCAGCGUGGCCACAGGUGCCGCGGGUGCAGGGCCCUCAGGGCUGCUGAGCGCCGAGAUGUCCGCGGACUCCAAUGCGUUCGAGUCGUUCCGCAGGAAGCGGGCCAACGAGUACCACGAGCACUUGUCGAUAAAGUACGCUCGCCUUAAGGUGCGGACGACGGGGCCACAUCGCCCGUGA
Molecule: messenger RNA, 984 nt
Organism: Babesia ovata
Lineage: Eukaryota; Apicomplexa; Aconoidasida; Piroplasmida; Babesiidae
Product: DNA polymerase III subunit epsilon, putative
Exons: 5
Coding region: 1-984 (327 amino acids)
Source: RefSeq, a predicted model, not a curated record